Ceratina calcarata is the source of this 5621-nucleotide messenger RNA. Its product is annotated as cell wall transcription factor ACE2. NCBI's taxonomy places the organism in Eukaryota, Metazoa, Arthropoda, Insecta, Hymenoptera, Apidae. The transcript is spliced from 4 exons. Bases 2268 to 3809 code for a protein of 513 amino acids. The record is from RefSeq and is a predicted model, not a curated record. Gene Ontology annotation, biological process: regulation of transcription by RNA polymerase II. Gene Ontology annotation, molecular function: RNA polymerase II cis-regulatory region sequence-specific DNA binding; DNA-binding transcription factor activity, RNA polymerase II-specific.
ACCGAGGAACACGGUCUCGCGGAGGGCGAAGCGUUCACCAGCCAGUUACUCCGGAACCGUUGCCUUGACGACACGCAGCCGCGCAUGCGGGCAUGAGACGCUACCAGGAUCGCGGUCACGAGCACCAGUUGCGUUCGCCACCCUCGCUCCGCUAUUGACAAACCACUGCCCCUAGUGCUUCGCCACCAUUGCCUCGCUGGUACCAUCCUCGUUCCUACAAGAGCGACGACGUCCAUUCUGUAAUCACUGUCAUCGUUACUCCACCGUUUCUUACUUAUUAAAAAAAGUCCACCGCGAUUGUUUCUCGCAGUGCGCUUACAUAUUUCAUUUCGAUUUACCGCCACGCUCUCGAUCGUAUAGUAUUUGCAUAAAAGGGUAGAUCGUAUGAAACAAUUUGUACGACCGUAACAUGCUAUUAUCGUAAUGUGUUUGAAAUGAGACUACCCUCCGGUUUCCAGUGAUCGACUUUAACAUUAUCUCGGACUCCACCUUCACCACUUCCACUGCCACCACCUCCGGCUUCAUCUCCACCUCCGAUUCCACCUCUUGCUGCUCGCUUUCCCUCUCCCACGUAAACGCUACGCGUUCUCCACCUCUUCCUCUUCCUUCUUCGGCGGGUUCGCGUAUCGUUGCCACGAGCGUCCGGUUGUCAUGCGUCGACGGUGUACGCGAUAACGCGCGACGGUAUCGAAACGUAUAGCCUCCUCGCGAUCAACUCAUCUUCUGCAACGAUUAGUUAGUGGUACCACGACGAAACGCCUUGAACGAAAAUUUGUGAAACCGAGUGCGACAAUAUUAUGCAUGUACUCGUAUCCGUCAAGUGUUGUCCGCCGAAGAUUCAUUGAUACCUUCAACGGAGUGCCAUGUUAACGGAAUGAUGUAAGACAAACGGAUUUCGAAGAGGGACCGGAAGAUUUUUAAUUAAAGCAAAUAGGAGAGAAGAAGAGGCGCAGACGUUGGUGCGUUCAUCGAUGAAUCUUGAAGAAGGCGACGUCAGCGAAGGUUACCGGAAGCGUUGAAGGGUACCGAUUACGUUCGAUGUUUCGGCAUCGUCGCGAAACCUGCCGCUGUACCUUAGCGUUCGAAAGAACAGCGGCAGGUCGACGUCAUCUUCGUUCGAGGCUUUUUCGGAUAUGACGCAAAAUCACGACAACGUCUGUUCAUUCACUUCGAGAGAGUCGAACUAGAUCCAACGGAUGUUCAAACAGAUAAGAAGGAAACGUUGCCGAAAGUAUGGAAUUUUUCAGUGCCACGAGACAGUGUCGCUCGCAGCUUCUGACGAAUCAAAUCAAAUUCUCUUGUUAAAACGAGAUAAAACAAUGCCGCGGAGGCGUUAAAUCUCUUUAUAGACGUUGUCAAGACUGAACAUGUAGUGCAGUUGAACGAUAGUCUAACGCUAGUCGGUGGAACACAGUAGGAUUAACAGUGAUCGAGGAACUAGCGAUGGAGCAUGGUCAACCAAAAAGAAAGUGUCAGGGUACCAGAUCUCAAAAUCUUUAAAGCGUCGUCGAACGACGACGGCGUUCGUAUAGCGAGACGAGAAGCAAGGUUCGUUAUUGGACUGGCGGGUCAGUCAGGAUUUGGGACUGAUGCGAUUUUAAUAACGAACCGAGAAGAUUACGGUCGUCGUCGUAGGAAAAUCAAAGAAUAUUAAACAUUAAGGAUAGAAGCUGCAAAUGAGUAAAUGCUGAGCAGAGAGAAGAGGUUUGUUGUUCUGCGUCGGAUCGUCAAGAUUAGGGACUGAUACGAUUUUCACGAACCAAGAAGUAGGAAAUCAAAGAAUACUAAGUAUUAAGAAUAGGAGCUGCAAUGAAGUAAAUGCUGAGCAGAGAGGAAUAAGAUUUGUUCAAGGUGUGUUAUUGAAUGCUGGGUCAGUCGACUGACACAGUUUCAAUAGCAAACCGAGAAGACUAUCAUUGUCGUCGUCUUAGGAAAAUUAAAGAAACUUAGCAAUUAAAAAGAGGAGUCGUUGCUUUCUUUGUUAUCACAUAAGAAACGAAGAGAGAAGAGCAGCAAGAUUUGUUACUGGUCGUUGGUAUUGAUAAAUCAAGCAGAGUUUAGGAUUGACGACCUUAACAGCACUGUUACCUGCCUGUUCUGUUAAUCUGUUGUCUCAAAAAUAAAUGCUUCGCAAAGAGAAUAGAAGCAAGGCUUGUUAUCGGAUUACCGAAUAAUUCUAGAUUUCCGAGUAACGAUUUGAACAGCCGAGCGUUGCCUUUCUCUGAGAAAUAAAUGCUUGGAAGAGAGAAUCAGGGAUAGAUUGUUGAAUGGUUCCGCGAGGGCCAACCCUGAGGAGGCCAGAGAUAGAGGUAGAGGUGCCGGAGGAUCAGGAACGUUUCUACGAUUCUCCGCCGCCACGGAUGGACGUGAGCGUGUGCUGUUUGCCCGCCAGUGCCGGCUCGGGGGCCCAGCACCCUCAUCCAGCGAGUUUGCCCUCCGGCGGCCAGCCGACGAUCCAGCCACCCUAUCAGUAUGCUGAUCAGAUAGUGCCGGAUCGGGGUCAGCCCGACGGAUUGCCGGUACUCGGCUGUACCGGUCAGGACAACUGGCAGCAGAUAUCCUCCGCGACGAACGUCGUCGGUGCCAUCACCGCUGCCGCCGCAACCACCACCACCGCCACCACCUACAUCGACUAUUCCUGGUUGCAGAUGCAGCAGACGUCGGACUUGGACACGUUACUCUGUCGACAGGACCUCGACCGAUUACAGAAGCUCGAUGAGGAUGACCCGGACAAGGAUUCGAGGGAGUCCUCGGUACAGAUGGAGGACUUCUUCGAGGUCGGUGGUCCCGUGUGCAGACCCCAAGCGAGUUUCGUAUCGUCUAGGAGUCAGCCUGCCGGGAACGACGACGACGUGUUCCUCAGGCCACCCCUUUGGGAGGACAUCACCUCCAGCAUACAAAAAUUGGACCCGGAGAACGCGGAUAUGCUCGGCUCGCAAUCUCACGUUAAAAUGGAAACCGACGAUGUUGCGUCCCCGGUUUUAUCCCCCGUGGAGAUUAAAACCGAGCCGCUGCCACCGCCUCCGACUUUGCACCUCCUCGAGGGACCGGCGUCGAAUUCGACUUACGCGAACGGUCCCUCGCCCGGUGCGCCCGUCGUUCAUCAUCGGGCGUUCAAGACGUUUAACAAUAAUAACAAUAACACCACGAAUAAUAAUAAUAAUAACAGUGGUGGCAACGUCAAUGGUAACAGUGGUUCCAACAACAAUAAUAACAAUAAUAGUGGUAGCGGUAAUGGUGGCAGUAACAACGGCAACAGUGAGUCAACGGCGAGUCAUCACGGAGGUGGGAAUCAGAUCGGCGGCACCGCGACGUCACCGCUUUACGGCUCGAUGACUAGGUUAAUGUAUAUUUCCCCGCUGACGCCGCCGAUUUCCGAUCCCGGUUCGCCGAUAGGCGCACCGCCGCGACGGACGCCGCCUCCACCCUAUCCCCAACCGUCCAUCAUGAAUCCCCCGCAUCGGAUUCAACCUCCCAUCAGCACCAAAUUCAACAGGCGAAACAAUCCCGAGCUCGAGAAGCGACGCGUCCACCACUGUGAUUUCAUAGGUUGUACAAAAGUCUAUACGAAGAGUUCGCACCUGAAGGCGCAUCAGCGGAUCCACACAGUUCCAGGCGAAAAACCGUACCAGUGUCAGUGGCCGGAGUGCGAGUGGCGGUUCGCCAGAAGCGACGAAUUAACUCGUCACUAUCGGAAGCACACAGGCGCGAAACCGUUCAAGUGCGCGGUGUGCGAGCGUUCGUUCGCCAGAAGCGACCACCUCGCCCUGCACAUGAAACGGCAUCUUCCGAAGCAGCACGCCAAGUGACCGAGCCGCGGCAACGUUUCGAGCCUCUCCUAGGAUGUCAAAAGGGAAUCCUGGAAACCUUAGUCAUCUUAACUCAAAUUGAAUUAAGAAUCGAUAAAGCGUUUCUCAUGCCUCGUAUCCUCUAUCCUUAUUCCUCUCAUAUCUCUGACGCCGUUGUGUAUUGAUACAUUUUCGGCAUGAAGAGAACUUGCAUCAGCCUUAACGAGAGUGCCUUUCGUAGGAUUUUCUCAUAAAUACGAUAUGAUCGGAUUGAUAGUCUAUUUAUAAAUUAUGGGUACGAAGACGUUAGAUUCGAUGUCUGAAACGCAGCUACGAGCACAGAGUGGCUGGUCCACUGCCUUAACGGUUACAUUCCGCCUUCAGUUCCGUGCCUUUUUACAUGAAAUAAAGUAUAAAAUAGUAUCGCGACGGCAAGUAACUUAUAAACGUAAUUUAUCUACAUUAAUUUUCUUCUAUAAAAGACGAAACGUUUCCCAUUUCCACCUGAAAUUAUGUAUAUUAUGCUAAUUGGUAAUAGUUGUUUUUUAUUCGGUACACUUGAGUGCUCAAUUACCACUUUUAUAAUUUGCUUCUAAUCGGAAAAUGUCGAAACGAUUAAAUUGCGUUGCGGGCGCGAGAAUCAAUUAUAGUGAUGCCUUAUGUACAAAUUCUAGGUACGUCCGUGUACGUAUGCAUACAUUUACAGUAUACAUACGUACACGUAAGCAUACACGCAUGUAUAUGUAUAUAAAUAUAUCUCGAAGCGCAAUUUUUUGGCACGCGGUCACCUAUCGCGUCUUUUGUUAUUUUUCCAAUUAAAAAUAAUGAAAGCAGACGCGGUGCAACCGUGGGAGAAAUCGGUUGGAUUAUCGUCCAGAAGUUGUCACGUCAUAUUAAACAAGUUUAUACACUUUUUUCUGUGUAUAACUGUAUACGUGUAAAAAAAUUGACAUAUCCAAUUACAUAUGUAGUUAGUGUAAUAUCUGUAUAAUAUACGAUUCCAAUGUCCGGCGGAUCUUUCGUCGGUUUAAAACGAUCUUAUUUACAUUUGCGAAAAGUACUAGUGCUCGUAAUAUAUAUCUAGAUAUGAUAGCUACGAUUUCAUUCACUUCGCUGUGAGUUAGAAACCGAAAAGAGGAAACUUUCACGAAGCAGUUUAAUUUCUCUCCUCGUUCCAAUCGAAAAUUAAACAUUAGCUACGGCACUCGUACUCUGUCAGCUUUAAUUUAUUGAAAUCAGUAUAAUAAUAGAAAUUAUACAAGAACUACUUAAGGAAUCUUAUGAGACGAGGGAUUAAUCUGCUUUCCUAUUGUUUGACUCGCAGUAUCCCAUUUCCGGCACCUAUUUUCGAUUACCGAUUCACCUGCUGGGCCCAGACACCGAGGAGAGAUUACUAAAGAAUGGCAGGGAUUUUGUGUCCUACGAAAGAGUCGACAAUUUUUGACGACCUUUAGAAUGUUUUGCUAUUGAAAUAAGAAAUAGAAAGCAAAACAAUCGCAGGUGCUGAACAGUUGCCGGAUAUAAGAAAGUUCUAUACAAUUUCCUUCUAAUUCCAUCGUAAAGAGCGAUCAUCGACUGUGUUUUCAGACCCAUUGGUACUCAUUCGCUGUCCCAUCGAUUACACGAGUACUGCCACUAUUUAGUAGUGUCUCCUCGGUGGCCGACAUUAACACAGAUAUACCUCAUUAAAUAAAACAAAAUACCGUUACUACGGAUUCGAUGAAAUUUCACGUAUUCUCCUACACGACUUCCUCGUAUUUUGUUAAUAAUGUAAAUCGCUGUAAUUUGUGUGUUGUGUAAUUUAAAUAUAUGACGAUAUUAUACGUAUUACGC